AUGAAUUGGAGAGCAAAACCACAAUCAAUUACACAAUUAACUCGUGAUCGAGAAAUUAGCCACAACAAAGAUCUUCAAUAUUCAAGAGAAUGUCUCAAAGCAGAUUUGAAAGAUGUACAUAGGAAACGAUUAACGUUAUUGCAAGCUAAUACUAAUAUUAAGGAUUCCAGAUCAAACGAUUUGCCAUUUUUGAAAAACUCUAUAUAUAAUAUGACUGACUUUCGAAUUAGUAAACCAAAGUUCUUUACUACCACAAAAAAAGGUGAAAACUAUGAGCUUCGUGCUGAUCUAAAUAGUGAAUAUCGAGAUCGUCGUAAAGAUGCAAUUAAAAAAGUGAUUGCUAAUAUGACAGUUGGAAAAGAUGUUUCAGGAUUAUUUCCUGAUGUUUUAAAAAACAUGCAAACAGAAGACUUAGAACAAAAAAAACUGGUAUAUUUAUAUUUGAUGAAUUAUGCAAAGACUCAACCUGAGUUGGUCAUUUUGGCUGUCAAUACUUUUGUAAAGGAUACAGAUGAUAGUAAUCCAUUAAUUCGUGCAUUGGCUAUUAGAACAAUAGGAUGUAUUCGAGUAGAAAAGAUUAUUGAUUAUCUUUGUGAACCAUUGAGAAAAUGUUUAAAGGAUGAUGAUCCUUAUGUUCGAAAAACUGCUGCAAUUUGUGUUGCUAAAUUAUAUGAUUUAAACUCUGAAUUAGCUAUAGAAAAUGGGUUUGUUGCCAUGUUACAAGAUAUGGUAUCAGAUUCAAAUCCAAUGGUUGUAGCUAAUGCUAUAACCGCUCUUGGUGAAAUAAACGAAGCAUCAACUACAAAAAACAUAUUUGUCAUUAAUACAUCAACGCUUUCAAAAUUAUUAGUAGCCUUAAAUGAAAUUGCCAUAUUAACAGCAUUAGCAGACUUUAAACCAACCGAUAGUAAAGAAGCCGAACAUAUAGUUGAACGUGUUAUUCCGCAAUUUCAACAUGCUAAUGGAAGUGUAGUAUUAUCAGCAAUUAAGGUAAAAUCAGAAAUAUAUUUUAUAUAA
This is a messenger RNA of Entrophospora sp. SA101, 1017 nucleotides long. NCBI's taxonomy places the organism in Eukaryota, Fungi, Glomeromycota, Glomeromycetes, Entrophosporales, Entrophosporaceae. The record is from the annotation of a GenBank genome assembly.